UCCGAGUACGACGAUACAAGGAUCAAAUGGGAUCAUUCUUGAUGGACGUGGACUUGCUAGAAGGAAAGUCUAUCACAUUGCUACGAUUUAUGGACUAGAAUGAAGAGAAGAUGGGUUUGGUAGAAGGAAAGAAGAUCUCCCAUGGUGUGAACACAAGGUGUGAAAGGAAUAUCAGGUGUAACACAAGCCAUGUGAGGGAGGAUUUCAAGGCUAGAAUCUAGGGAGUUGUUGACCAAGUCUUUUACUUGUCUUUUAAGGAUUGUGUUUUCCUCUUACUUGUCUUUUAAGGAUUGUGUUUUUACCUUUUACUUGUAGGAUUUGUUUUUCAUUUUAAGAUUUGGAUUUGUGUUAGCUAGUCUAUAAAUAAGAGGCUGAGUUCCUCAUUGUAACUCAUUCAAUUAUCAAUCAACUUUCAAGUUACAAGUUCAUACGAACUAGUUCUUUGUGCAAGCUUCUGUUGAGAGUGCUCCAGGAGUUUCACGUGUCUCUUAUCAACUAGAGAACACGUCUAGUUGUGGCGAGCUUCUACCCAAUAGCGAUUGGCUUUAUUCACGAGUGGGUGAGGGGAUCGGAUUUUUCUGACUCUAUCUCUAAAAUCAUCGACUUCUCUCUCUAAGAUAUUUCUCUCUCAAUUCUCUUUGUAAUCUCCUCAGUUCUUCCAUCGACGAUUAUUCUCUCAUUGCUUACUCUCCUUGACCCAUUUUCCCGAGUCUCCCUCCUACACCCAGUUAGGCUCAAACAGUUUCAUAUACCAAUUGGCCUUUCACACGAGUUGGAAUCUGUUUGAUCGUGUUCCAUCAUUAUCUUUUGUUCGAGUUCUUGUUCGUUGAAGAAAAGCUUCGAAAAGCCAUAAAAAGUAGGAAAGUUGCGUACUUUGGUCAUAUCAAGUGGUAUCAGAGCCCGGUUCAAACUCAGUGGCAAAUUUGAAGAUUACCGGUUCAAACUCAGCGGCAAAAAAAGAGGUAUUUUAAUUUCAGUACUUUUUUUAUUGUAAGAGGUAUUUCCAGAAAAGCCAAAAAAAAAACAUUGAAAAAGGCAGAUUGAGAAAAAAAAAAGAAAUACAAAUCAGAAAAAAAACACAAAAAAAGAAUUAUUGUUUUUUUUUCUUUUCGUUUACGUCAAGCAUUCUUGAGGUAGAAUUGUGUUUUGUCUUACGUGAGCUUGUCAUUGGAACAAAAAAAAAAGGUAACGAGAAAAAAAAAUCUUUCUUUAGUUUACGUGAGUAGAUAGAGUAAUAAAAAAGAGUUGUGUUUUUUUUUUUCGUGUACUGUUAGUGAAAAAAAAAACAAAAUUUUUUUUUGUCUUACAGCCACAAAGCUGUACGUGUGGGAAGAAAAAAAAAUUUGUUUGUUUUUUUGUUUUUGUUAGCUCUUGAAAGGCAACAAUGGAGCAAAAUCAAUGAUUCACGGAGAUGAUGAAGCAAAUGCUCCAGACGACGGAAGUUAUUCUUCAAGGUUAAAGGGGAAUAAUGUGCCAGCAACAAUAAUCCAACCUGAAGCUCAUUUGACGAUAGGGAGUCCAAAGUCAAAGCAAGAUCUCGAGCAAAGGGAGAAUAAAUUUCAAACGAGAUGCUUAGUGGAUGGUAAACUACUAUCGGUUUUGAUUGGUGGAAAGAGUUGCACUAAUUUGGUGAGUGAAUAUUCGGUGAAGAAAUUGGGUUUAAACACAUUGAAACAUCCAAAACCCUACACUCUUCAAUGGCUUAAUGAAGAUGGAUCAAUUGAGGUCACCAAGCAAGCCAUAUUGAAGUUUGAGAUUGGACGCUAUAAAGAUGAAGUCCUUUGUGAUGCGGUGCCAAUGGAAGAGGCUCAUGUUUUGCUUGGAAGACCAUGGCAGUUUGAUCGAAAUGGACAACAAGAUGAAGUCACCAAGAAGUACAAGUGCUCGCAUAGAGGUCAGAAGUUCGUAUUGAAGCCUUUAUCUCCCAAAGAAAUCUAUGAGGAUCAACUUCAAAUGCAACAGAAUUUGAAGAAGGAGAAAGAGUUUCAAUCCAAAGUCGAAGAGGAAGUCAAAGAAGACGUUGAAGAGAAAGAAGAGGUUCUUGUUGAUGGACUUACUAUAGUCACUUGUGAAGAGGAUUCACAAGCUUUGAUUUCAUCUCGAGAAGAACCAAAACUUGAAGUAGAAGAGAAAGUCGAAGAAGAGGCAGAAGAGGUGAAAGAAGAAAUUCUUGUUGAUAUUCCAGAUUUGAGUGCGCAAGAAGUUAAACAGUACAUUAAGGAGUCAGAAUUCAAGGGCGGAGAUGAAUGCUUGAAAAUUAUGGAGCAUUCACCAAUAGUUCUCGAAGUUGCUCAUAUUGAUUUUGUGAUUGGUGAUGCAAUGUUAGAAGAGGCAGCUCGCCGGGAGAAUCAACAAGAAAUUCAGCGUUACGCAGAGAGCUUUCAUCACAAUGGUAUCUAUGCAAUUCGUGGACCAAUUGUUCUUAAGAAGGGGGGAAUAAUACGAUCCUCACCAAUACAAUUUCGUUGGAAGAGCAAGAAGAGUGGUGCUGGUUGGAGAUCAAAGUUCUAUAAAGAUUCGAGGUCGAAUCUUCUUCAAGAGAGAGGGAAUGAUGCGACUCCGCUCACCCCGCAUGACGUCACUCGAGCUCAAACUAGAUAUCUACAUGGAACAUGGUUCAAGAGACGAUUUAAGAGGUUUAAAGAGAGCUUGGAAGCAUUCCAGGUGGAAGAAAAGGUAUUUGCAAGCAAGGCCUACGAGUUUGUUGAUGUGAAAUCAAUUGGCAGAAUAUAUAAUUCUCGUGGUCCAAAGAUGAAGGUCCGAGUACGACGAUACAAGGAUCAAAUGGGAUCAUUCUUGAUGGACGUGGACUUGCUAGAAGGAAAGUCUAUCACAUUCAUACGAUUUAUGGACUAGAAUGAAGAGAAUAUGGGCUUGGUAGAAGGAAAGAAGAUCUCCCAUGGUGUGAACACAAGGUGUGAAAGGAAUAUCAGGUGUGAACACAAGCCAUGUGAGGGAGGAUUUCAAGGCUAGAAUCUAGGGAGUUGUUGACCAAGUCUUUUACUUGUCUUUUAAGGAUUGUGUUUUCCUUUUACUUGUCUUUUAAGGAUUGUGUUUUUUCCUUUUACUUGUAGGAUUUGUUUUUCAUUUUAAGAUUUGGAUUUGUGUUAGCUAGUCUAUAAAUAAGAGGCUGAGUUCCUCAUUGUAACUCAUUCAAUUAUCAAUCAACUUUCAAGUUACAAGUUCAUACGAACUAGUUCUUUGUGCAAGCUUCUGUUGAGAGUGCUCCAGGAGUUUCACGUGUCUCUUAUCAACUAGAGAACGCGUCUAGUUGUGGCGAGCUUCUACCCAAUAGCGAUUGGCCUUAUUCACGAGUGGGUGAUUGUUUGAUUGGUUUCAUAUACCAAUUGGCCUUUCACACGAGUUGGAAUCUGUUUGAUCGUGUUCCAUCAUUAUCUUUUGUUCGAGUUCUUGUUCGUUGAAGAAAAGCUUCGAAAAGCCAUAAAAAGUAGGAAAGCUGCGCACUUUGGUCAUAUCAGUUAGUUACAAAAUCAUCUCUCGAGUAGGGAUGACAAUGGGCCGGGUUGGGUCGGGUUUUGUCAAACCCAAACCCAAAUCCAUGGGUUUGUCCGCCAAAAAAAACCCGGGGUAAAACCCGUUGGGUUUGAAAAACUCAAACCCAACCCAACCCGCUAGGUAUCCGCGGGUUCAUGGGUACCCGUGGGUUUUUGUGGUAAAAAUUUACAAUAACAAGUUUCUUUCAAAAUAAAAGUUUAACAUCAAUUUUCUCAUACAAAUUAAACAUACAAAAAACACCAAUCUAGAGCAUACAAGCAAAGCGCAAAUGAUCAAUACAAAUUAUUCAAAAUUAAAGAUAAACAUAUAUAAACAAUAAGAUUAAUUGAAAGCUUCUUCCUCGUCAACUAAGUUUCUUCAUUCUCCACUUCAUAAUAUCAACUUCAUUCUAAACAAUUAGAAAGAACAAAUUAUACAUGUCUCCACAUACAUAUAGAAUAUUAGUUGUUUAAGAAAGAUAUAUUAUUUAGAAUAUUAAAUAUAUCAGGAAAGUAAUUAUAUGUGUGGGCGGGUACCCAUGGGGCGGGUUUACCUAAACCCAAACCCAACCCGACCCGGUAAAUAGUGUAGUGGGUUUAAACCCGAACCCGGCCCAAAAUCCGUCAACACGGGUUUUACCCGCGUUGACCGAAUUGAGUCGGGUGGGUACCCGUGGGUUCGGAUUUUGUUGCCAUCCCUACUCUCGAGACUGUUUAUAAUAAUAUACAUAGUCCAACAUCACCUUACAAUUUCUCUAAUUCAACCUUAUCGCCAAACUACCUCAGUUUCCCAAAGGUUCCUAUAAAUUAAACAAUAAUCU
This is a messenger RNA of Linum trigynum, 4315 nucleotides long. NCBI's taxonomy places the organism in Eukaryota, Viridiplantae, Streptophyta, Magnoliopsida, Malpighiales, Linaceae. The record is from the annotation of a GenBank genome assembly.